Tilletiaria anomala UBC 951 is the source of this 1056-nucleotide messenger RNA. RefSeq lists its product as uncharacterized. The transcript is spliced from 3 exons. NCBI's taxonomy places the organism in Eukaryota, Fungi, Basidiomycota, Exobasidiomycetes, Georgefischeriales, Tilletiariaceae. Bases 191 to 898 code for a protein of 235 amino acids. The record is from RefSeq and is a predicted model, not a curated record.
GCCUAUGCGUCGGCGUUCUUACGCUACCCUGCCGUCAGGGUGUCCAAGGCGUCCAAGGCGAUCGGCCAGGUCUUCCUGUCGCGCAUGGACGAAGGCAAGGACUGUGCAUCAAGACGCAGUUCCACAUCGCGCUCAGCCACCCUGAGAGCGGCUCUUCCUUGAGUCGAUCGUGUUCCUGCUGAAUAUCUUCAUGGCUAUGGUAUACACACCCCCGUACAGCCUCUUUAUUGCUUUCCCGCUUACCCGCCCGCCCUGGGUAGAUCGUCUUCGAGUAAAAUCGCGACUGGUUCGUCGGAAUCAGCGGCCUUGCCUUCCUCGGCGCACCGGUAGACAUCCUCCUGGCGCUCACUUCAGCUUCUUCGACAGCGCGCGCUACGUGCAAGUCUCUGGACCGCAUGGCGGGUUUUCAACGCGCGAGGCGUGCCUGUUCAGCAGAAUGAUCGGAGCGCCCCUGCUCGUCAUGGGUCUCGCAUGGUUCGCCGACAGCGACGCGCCAGAGACGCACUGGGUCGUCCUGAUCAUCGGACGCGCAACCUUUGGCUCGCGGCAAACUCGCUGUGUCGGUCGCCCUUUGACAUGGAAUCACCACUAUUCAAACCUAACCAGUACGCCAACUUCGGAACGCAAAAAGGGUGCAUUGACCCCCGCGAUCCUCCACGCGGUGUGCCUGUCGAUGCCGUUCCUCUUCUUACAGUACGGUGAAAGCUUCCGCCAAAGGUGCAAGUACAGCGCCGAGGCCCCUCGCAUACACGAACCCUUGCAGCAGAGGGCGCGCACAGCACCAAGCAGCAGGCAGACGAAACGGACGGGGCGCAGAUCAGCAAUUUUAACAGCGCCAGCGCCAGAAAUUCCAGCCGUAGUGGAAGCAGCACCAGCAACAGAGAGCAGCCUGAUGUAGACGCUGGCGCUACCCAAACAGCUCGCCCCGGAUAGGGUCAGGCGAGAUGCUACCAUAGCCGCCUGAGCGAGCUGCGAUUCCAAUAUUGUUUGCCUUCGCAGCACGGAACGACCUGCACGACCAUACUUCCCAACCUUCUGUUCUGUGCUUGCUAGCUU